Zingiber officinale is the source of this 714-nucleotide messenger RNA. RefSeq lists its product as uncharacterized. Gene Ontology annotation, molecular function: zinc ion binding; nucleic acid binding. The record is from RefSeq and is a predicted model, not a curated record. The transcript has 3 exons. Bases 1 to 714 code for a protein of 237 amino acids. Lineage: Eukaryota; Viridiplantae; Streptophyta; Magnoliopsida; Zingiberales; Zingiberaceae.
AUGCAGCUGGAGAAACCUACUUGUCAAACUUUUGGACACCAGCAUGUGGGGAAGUGUUUGUUGGGAGUCGGAGCCUGCUACAAGUGUAACCAGCCGGGCCACCUGUCCUUCGAUUGCCCACAGCUGAGGGGGCCUGCGACCAGGAGAGUUUAUAUGAUGAAGACCGAGGAGGCUGACCCAUACACUACAUUGAUUACAGGCAGAGUAUUGGUUUUAGGAGUAGCCACCAAAGCCCUAUUUGAUUCAAGGGCUACUCACUCUUUUAUUUCACAUGCGUUUGUGCAUCGUAAGGGGAUUGCUCAGGUUGGCUUGACAGAAAGUCUACUAGUGACAAUUCCUUUUGGAGAGGAGUUGAGUACGACUAGCAUCAUCCAGAAUCUCAAGAUGGUGCUGCAAGGCCAUACUAUGCAUGCCGACUUGAUAGUAUUUCCGAUGCCCGAGUUCAGCAUCAUUCUAGGGAUGGUGACUAUGGUGCAGGAUGGUCCUUCUAUUUCUGAUAUGGAGGUUGUUGGGGAUUAUGCAAAUGUCUUUCCUGAUGACGUUAUAGGGAUCCCACCGAAUCGAGAGGUGGAGUUUUCCAUUGAGUUGCUACCAGGUACAGUGUCAAUCUCUAAGGCACCAUAUCGUCUUGCUCCUACCAAGAUGAAGGAGCUGAAGGAGCAGCUUCAGGAGUUUCUAGGAAAGGGGUUCAUACACCCUAGUGUUUCUCCAUGA